This is a messenger RNA of Amphibalanus amphitrite, 8427 nucleotides long. Its product is annotated as microtubule-associated protein futsch-like. The coding region runs from base 37 to 7926 and encodes 2629 amino acids. NCBI's taxonomy places the organism in Eukaryota, Metazoa, Arthropoda, Thecostraca, Balanomorpha, Balanidae. The record is from RefSeq and is a predicted model, not a curated record. The transcript has 4 exons.
GGCUGCUGCUGCCGCCGCUCAACACGGGAGCGAGUCAUGAUGACGUCCAGCGCCACAGACGGCCACUGGGGCUCCGGCCGGCCGACUAAGCCGCUGUUUCACCGGAUCCCGCUGCCCACCGGUCUUGAGCGGACCCUGGAGGACCUGGCCAGGGAGGUGCUCCGCAAACAGCCGGAGGAUAUCCAUCGCUUUUGUCACCAGUUCUUCGAGCACAGGCUCAAAGAGAGGGAGGAUCUGCGCAACAAGCCGGUGCUGCGCGGCGCUCCGACGUCACAGACGGAGGAGGUACUGCAGGAGGUGGAUGAGGACGAGACGGCCGGAUCGCUGCCCUCCACCGGCGACAGGGCCGCGCAGGAGCGCCAUGAGGAGCGAACCCGACAGGCGGCGCUGCUGGUGGGCGCCCUCAGCGCCGCAGCUGCCGGCGCUGUCACCGUGGGGGCCGUGGCCGGCUCGGUCCGCGCCGCCGAGGCCCGGCUGUCAGCCUCUGCCGAGCCAGAGACGACAGAAGGCGCCGAGGCUGCCGACGACACGCCGGCGGACCGGGAGGACGCCAGUGCAGGUGGCGCCACCGCGGCGGACGGCGGUGAGGGCGCCACCGAGGCGGCGGAGGAAGGUGGCGCCACCUCUGACGCCGACGAGCGGCCGGGGUCGGGAGCCGGGUGGGCCGCUGCCGGGGCCGCGGGGCUGGCGGCAGUCGCUGGGGUAGGCGGUCUCGCUCUUGCCUCGGUAGUUCCCGGCUCCGAGGCACCAGAGGCGGUCAAAGACGAGGAGGAGGAUCAGAAAGAUGGCGGUCACGGAGAGGCCGAAGCAGCGGAGCAGGGUGAAGAAGAGAAGAACAGGGAAGAGGAGGAAGUACAGGAACAGCCAGGGGACGAGCCAUCAGCGAGUCCAGAUAUAGCGGGAGAGGGAUCACCAGCUCAAUCUCCGACUCAGGACACUGGUUCGCCAGUUAAGUCACCCUAUGAACAUCAGUCACGAGCUCAAUCAUCGGCAGCAGAUGCAGAAAGCCGCGCAGCGUCACCGGCAGAGCAGUCAGGGCACCAGUCUGAAGCAGAACAGGAGUCAAGGACUCAAUCUCAAUCAGGAGAUCAGGACUCUAGACCACAAUCUCAAGCGGAAGAAAAGGAGUCAAUAACUCAAUAUCAAUCAGAACAGGACUCUCGAUCGCAAUCUCAAGCAGAACAUGAGUCAAGGCCUCAAUCUCAAGCAAAACUUGUAGACUCGAGACCCGGGUCACAAACUGAGCUCCAAUCCUCAAGACCUCAAUCGCAAACCGGCAAUGAAGGCUUAAACGUCUUCACAUCCAAUGAGACAGAAGAGGUCGACGCAGAAAUAAUAGCUGCAACACAUUCGGAUAGCACUGAGCUGCCGGACCACUUAGAGAGAUUCCGCAUUGAGUCACCGUCGGAAGAGUACAAGGCGCUCGUUCGCGCUCGACUUGGUGCCUCACCGGGUGAGAUUCUCACUAAAGAACGAGAGCUUCAUAGCCCAGAGACGCAUCAACCGGAGGGUGAUCUUCUCGAUAAAGAUGACCAGACUCAGCAAGACAUUAUGGAAGCCGUUACUACGGAAGUAUCUCGUCCUCAGUCUGCUGUUGCCGAUAAAUCUCGUCCCCAGUCUGUUAAAGAAGAAUCUCGUCCCCAUUCCACUAAGGAGGAGUCUCGUCCGCAAUCCACUGCUGCAGAGGGAUCUCGUCCACAGUCCGUCGCUGUAGAAUUGUCUCGUCCCCAGUCUGAAUCUGCGCAAAGAUCUCGUCCACAGUCCGUUGCCUCAGAGUUAUCUCGUCCGCAAUCUGCUGCUGCAGAUGGAUCUCGUCCGCACUCUGCUGCAGAAAAAUCUCGUCCUCAAUCUGCCAAAGAAGGGUCUCGUCCUCAGUCUGCUGCAGAUGGAUCUCGUCCGCACUCUGCUGCAGAAAAAUCUCGUCCUCAAUCUGCCAAAGAAGGAUCUCGUCCUCAGUCUGCUGCAGAAGGAUCUCGUCCUCAGUCUGCUCAAGAAGGAUCUCGUCCCCAGUCUACCAUGGAAAAAUCUCGUCUGCAAUCUACUGCUGCAGAGGGAUCUCGUCCACAGUCCGUCGCUGUAGAAUUAUCUCGUCCCCAGUCUGGAACUGCGCAAGGAUCUCGUCCACAGUCCGUAAAAGAAGGAUCUCGUCCCCAGUCGGCUGCUGCAGAAGGAUCUCAACCCCAGUCAGCUGCUGCAUCGGGAUCUCGUCCUCAGUCUGCCGCAGAAGAAUCUCGCCCCCAGUCUGCUCAAGAAGGAUCUCGUCCCCAGUCUACCAUAGAAAAAUCUCGUCUGCAAUCUACUGCUGCAGAGGGAUCUCGUCCACAGUCCGUCGCUGUAGAAUUAUCUCGUCCCCAGUCUGGAGCUGCGCAGGGAUCUCGUCCACAGUCGGUUGCUUCAGAGGUUUCUCGUCCGCAAUCUGCUGCUGCAGAUGGAUCUCGUCCGCACUCUUCUGCAGAAAAGUCUCGCCCACAGUCUGUACAAGAAGAAUCUCGUCCCCAGUCGGCUGCUGCAGAAGGAUCUCGACCCCAGUCAGCGACUGCAACGGAAUCUCGUCCCCAGUCUGCCAAAGAAGGAUCUCGUCCCCAGUCUGCUGAAGAAGGAUCUCGUCCACAGUCUGUUAAGGAAGGAUCUCGUCCCCAGUCUGUUAAAGAAGGGUCUCGUCUCCAGUCUACUAUAGAAGAAUAUCGUCUGCAAUCCACUGCUUCAGAGUUAUCUCGUCCGCAAUCUGCUGCAGUAGAAGGAUCUCGUCCGCACUCUGCUGCAGAAAGAUCUCGUCCACAGUCUGUAAAAGAAGGAUCUCGUCCCCAGUCUUCUAAAGAACGAUCUCGUCUCCAGUCAGCGACUGCAGCAGGAUCUCGUCCUCAGUCUACUGCGGAAGAAGGAUCUCGUCCCCAGUCUGCUGCUGCAGAAGAAUCUCGUCCCCACUCUGCUAAAGAAGGAUCUCGUCCCCAGUCAGCGACUACAGCCGGAUCUCCUCCACAGUCUGCUGCAGAAGGAUCUCGUCCACCAUCUGCUAAAGAGGGGUCUCGUCCUCACUCUGCUGAAGAUGGAUCUCGUCUCCAGUCUGCAGCUGCAGAAGGAUCUCGUCCUCAGUCUGCAGCUGCAGAAGGAUCUCGUCCUCAGUCUGCAGCAGGAGAUGGAUCUCGUCCUCAGCCUGCCAUAGGAGGAUCUCGUCCCCAGUCUGCUAAAGAGGAAUCUCUUCCUCAGUCCGUUGCUUCGAAAGACUCACACCCCCAGUCUGCUACACAAGGAUCUCGUCCCCAAUCUGCAGCUGUGGAAAGAUCUCGCCCUCAGUCUGUUACAGAAAGAUCUCGUCCGCAGUCUACUAAAGAAGGAUCCCGUCCCCAGUCAGCAGCUCUGGAAGAAUCCCGUCUUCAGUCUGCUACAGAAGGCCCUCGUCCGCAGUCUGCUGCUGUGGAAAGAUCACGUCCCCAGUCUGCUACUGAAGAAGGAUCUCGUUCCCAUUCUGCUGCUGCAGAAGGGUCCCGUUCCCAGUCUGCUAAAGAAGGAUCGCGUCCUCUCUCUGCUGGAGCAGGAUCUCGUCCCCAGUCUGCUACCGGAGAAGGAUCUCGUCCUAAUUCUGCUAAAGAAGGCUCUGGUCCGCAGUCUGCUGCUGCACAAGGAUCUCGUCCACAGUCUGCUACACAAGGAUCUCGUCCACAGUCUGCCAAGGAAGGAUCUCGACCCCAAUCCGCAGCUGUUGACGGAUCUCAUCCGCAGUUCACCGCUGUAGAAGGAUCUCGUCCUCAGUCUGCCGCAGAAGCAUCUCGUCCCCAGUCUGCAGCUGCAGACGGAUCUCGUCCCCAGUCUACAGCCGCGGUAAGAUCUCGUCCCCAGUCAGCGGCUGCAGACGGAUCUCGUCCCCAGUCUGUAUCUGCAAAAGGAUCUGGUUCCCAGUCAGCUGCAGCAGGAGGAUCUCGUCCCCAGUCUGCUAAGGAAGGAUCUCGUCCCCAAUCAGCGGCUGCAGAAGGAUCUCGUCUCCAGUCUGCUACUGCAGAACAAUAUCGCCCCCAGUCUGCAGCUGCAGACGGAUCUCGUCCCGAGUCUGCUGCUGCAGACGGAUCUCGCCCCGAAUCAGCUGCUGCAGACGGAUCACGUCCCCAGUCUGCUACUGCAGAUGGAUCUCGUCCCCAGUCUGCAGCUGCAGACGGAUCUCGUCCCCAGUCUGCUACUGCAGACGGAUCUCGUUCCCAGUCUGCAGGUGCAGACGGAUCUCGUCCACAGUCUGCAGCUGCAGAAGAACCUCGUCCCCAGACUGCUACAGUGGAAGGAUCUCGUCCCCAGUCUGCAGCUGGAGAAGCAUCUCGUUCCCAGUCAACUGCUGUCGCAGGAAGUCGUCCACAGUCCACUUCUACCGCUGAAAUGGCGCGUUCUCAGCUCGUUGACUCGACUGGGUCCCGCCCUCAGUCCGCUGCGGGUGUUGUGUCCCGUCCCCAUUCGGGUCUAGCAGAGGGAUCACGUUCUCAGUCUGUUGCCGCAAAAGAUUCAAAUCCUCAACAUGAACCUGGCAGCCCUUCCUCGUCAAGCAGGAUCACGUUGGAGCCUGUGCGGGCCGCGGUGGUGUACGACACGCUGUCGAUGACCCGCUACGGCGACCGGGUGAUCUCUCCGGGAGCAGAGACCGAGUACCGGGCGCAGUACCGCCGAUCAGAUGCCACAGAGUCACUGGCAUCAAUGGCCAGAGGAGGCAGCCGUGCACAGUCUGCGAAAUCACAGCAGGGGACGGACUCAUUGCCGGGAGAACUGCAACAGGAGAGUAGACCUCAGUCGGCAGAAGCUCAUCAGGAGCAGGAGUCAAAACAGGAGAGCAGACCUCAGUCAGGAGGACUCCAACAGGAGAGUAGGCCUCAGUCAGGAGGACUCCAACAGGAGAGCAGGCCUCAGUCAGGAGGACUCCAACAGGAGAGCAGGCCUCAGUCAGGAGGACUCCAACAGGAGAGUAGGCCUCAGUCAGGAGGACCACAGCAGGAGAGCAGGCCGCAAUCGGAGGGACCAAAGGAAGAAAGCCUAUCGCCAUCGGAAGGAGCACAGCAGGAGAGUACUGCUAUGUCAGAAGUACCUCAGGGAGAGAGCAAUAUACAUUCAGAAGAGCUUCAAAAUGAGACAAGACCACAGUCAGGGGAGCCUCAGCGUGAGAGCAGGUCUCUGUCAGAGGAACCUCAACAACAGGACAUAGCCCAACCAGAAGAAUCUCAGAAAGGUGGCAGUUCCCUACCAGAUACGGUCCAGCAGGAGAGCAGGCCCCAGACAGAGGUGCCACAACAGGAGAGCAGGCCCCAGUCAGGGGUGCCACAACAUGAGAGCAGGCCCCAAUCAGGGGCGCCACAACAUGAGAGCAGGCCCCAGUCAGGGGUACCACAACAGGAGGAUAAACCUCAAGCGGAAGAACCUAAGCAGGGGAGCAGGCCUCAAUCAGGAGCAGCUCAACAAGGGAACACACCUCUGUCAGAUGAACACGAUAACCCAAAUGCGUCGAUCGCUGGUGAGCCCCAAGAGAAUGUUGAUAAUGCCAUGAACGAAUCACUAAUAACUUUAUCGAAUAUUGAGGGACAGAGCUCGGUUCACUCUGCAGGCGCAGUUCGCACUUCAUAUGAUCUGAUGAAGCAUGAGUUCGAAUCCAUGGCAAAAUCGCCCCUGCAUGAAGUCGAUGAUAGCGUGCAGCGUAGUGCGUCUCAAAUGUCAGCCAAGUCCCUCACCGCAGAUGCUGCUGUAAUGGGAGUGGAGUUGACCUCCACUCAUGACCAGCAUGGUGACCAGCUCGUAACCUCGGAACUAAACGGAAGCAGACCAGCGUCCUCUACACCUGAGACUAAAGAACCGGAGACAGAGCCGGUUGUAGCCGUUGAAGAGGGUCACCAAGCUGAUGAAGAUGGCAGUCAGCUCGACCCCAACCCGGUGGCUUCCAGCCCACACGGAGACGAGACAAAACUGCAGGAUAUCGCACUACCUGAGCAACAAGAGCUGUCUCACUCGGAAGUAGACGGCUUAUCCCCUCGGCCACUGGAUGCAUCAUCAGAGCACCAGAACAUCGAAUCUUCAGAGAUAGAUCAUGCGUCUGUGAACCAGGAUUCUGAAUCGACGCAUGAAGAGUUCUCGAGUAUGCAGCCAGAGGUGUCCUCUCUCAAACUGGACAUUUCGUCCCCUCUGCCGAACGAUUCGUCACUGCAGCCAGACACACCUUCUCUACAACAGGAUGCCUCGUCAGUGCAGGAUGGCCCAUCGCCUCCUCCAGACGACGCCUCGUCCCCUCAGCCAGGGACGCUGUCUCCGCAGCCAGCCGAUGCAGUCGAGAGUGCGCACGCUGAUCACCUGGUGGCCUCAGACGACGAAUACGACCCGCUGGCUCUCACCCAGUCAGUGAUUCUUCCCGUGGGCCUCAGCGGUGGCCGACUGUCCGUCCAAUCCGAGAAGGCCAGCUCACCGUUUCCGGAGGUAGCGAACGAGCGCUUCAGUCCGUCACCAACUGGGGUUAAGGAUCAGACAGAGGACACAACGGAACCAGGUCUGCUGGAUGAUGGACCAGAAACACAAAACCGUAGUGCUACUUUUGACCUCAGUCAGGGUGACAACGUCUUGCUCGAUUCUUCGCUCGAGCGACAAGAAGAAUCCCGUGCUGAAAAAGAUCUCGAUAAAGGAAGCGUUGACCAAGUGGAUGGUGCGGCAGUGCCGGAUGAAAAUGAGCGUGCAGUCAGCGAAAAUGUUGAAGAUGAUCAGCAGACUUCAACCUUGAAUCAGACACCGAAUGCUGAAGAAGCACGCGUGUCAGACAAUGCCGAAACCAACAGCGUAAUCCCCGAAGCCAGCACAUUGGCCGAUGCAAAGGAGGUUGAUGCCGGUCCUUCACUGACCGCAGUUGCUGCAUCAAAGCUCAACGUCAUAUCGCCUACACCAACGCAGAAUAACAGCAGCCCGGAGAGUCUGACAAAGCCCAGCGACGACGACCAGUCCUCCCACCUGGCCGUGCCGGCGGUGGGUGCCAUCGGCUCUCUGGUCGGAGGCAGCGCUGGGGCCCUUGGCGCCCUCACCAGACGUCCGGAAAGCAUGGAGAAUGAGUCUGAAGUGUCUCAGAGCAGCGCAUUGCCGGCUACUGAGCAGUCAGAAGCAAACCUGGAAGUGGACGGUGAGAGAGGAGAUGCCGAGGGCCAGGAGACCGAGAGCUGGCUCAGCAGAGCUAAGAAGGAAAUCAAAGGAGUGUUCACAGGAGAUGAGGAUCAGCAGUCCAACAGAGAGGACCCAUCAGGGACAAAUGGCAAUGUUACGGAAGCCGAAGAAGAGCAAGAGUCUGGCAGCUGGCUUAGCAAGGCUAAAGAUGAAGUCAAGGGUGUGCUUUUCGGAGACGAGGAUAGAAACGAGGGGGAUACAAGUGACGGCUCCAAACCUCAGAUAAGUGACAAUGAACAUCAGGAGAGUGAUGCCGGAACUCAGAAUGGCUCAUCAGAACCACAAACCGAAGAAAAGUCUGGAAGCUUGCUAGACAAGGCUCGAGCUGAAAUAAAAGACAUCUUUACGGUCGGAAAGGAUGGACAAGAGCAGGAUGAAUCCAGUAAGGAUGAUGGAAAAUCGUUGAGCGGCCAGACCUACAAAGCAGAACACUUAGAAGACAGCACGCAAGAACGGGAAAAUUCUGAAAGCCUGUUCAGUAAGGCCAAGAAUGAAAUGAAAGGUGUCUUGUUUGGGGACGAGGUAGACGACAAAGAAGAUGAAAGUGGAUCCGAAUCCCACGACGCUCCUUCUGGAUCUCAGCACGACAGCACUCGGCCUCAGGAGGAAGGCGCUGCUCUGGAGCAACAAUCAAACGGUGAAGAGAAACACGGAGAGGACAGUGAACAGUCAGGAAGCUGGUUUAGUCGAGCUCGUAAUGAGCUGAACAGCACUUUUCAAGAUCUAAAAAAGGAUGUGAAGGACACGUUUACAUUCCCAGGCUAAGAUUUGGAUGACAAUGGAUGAUUAUUAAAUUUAAACUGUUUAGGUACUGAACACCUGACUGGAUUAACUAUGUGUGUCACAUAUUUACAGCACAGGCUUAUGCAGUUACAAAUCUCCAGAGACCUGCAUAAUCUGUGCGAUUGUUCACGUUUCUUGGUAUGCCGUUCCAUUGGAGGCUGUCAUUACAGCAUUAUGCUUCUAUUGGAAACACGAUGUGCACCUCAUUCACAACGCAACAAUACACGUAUGAUUGUUAACUGUAAAGCCCACUUAAUACUUAUGGGCUUAUCGCUGAUCAGUGUGAUUAGUGUUAGGCGGGAGAAGGUGAAGACUCUUGAGAGUGAUUUUAAAUAAGUGUGAAAUAUUCGCCCAUGCAUCGAAGUGUUAACGAACAUAUUUUUAACAUUUUACGGGACAUGCGAGCUCUUGACAAUAGCAGAAAUGGUCAGUCGCAUCAUCAAGGACCGAGGACGCUUUCAAAUUUUUAACUAUAAAUAUUUU